Parnassius mnemosyne (clouded apollo) is the source of this 546-nucleotide messenger RNA. The record is from the annotation of a GenBank genome assembly. Lineage: Eukaryota; Metazoa; Arthropoda; Insecta; Lepidoptera; Papilionidae.
AUGAAUAACUCUCAAAAUUGUGCCGGCUGCAAAAACUCUAUAACGAAUAAAGACUCUCUAAAAUGUAUGCAAUGCAAUGGGAAAAACGAUAUGGAUUGUGCAAACAUCAGCCCAAAGAACUUUCGUCAAAUGGAGCGAAAAAAAGAACAUUGGAAAUGCCCGGAAUGUCUAAGCAAACUACCAAAAGAAGGCAAUUCUAACACCCCUGUGCGAGGCACCACGGCAAUCUUAGAGGGAGGAACAAACCUACGAACGGAUUCAUCCACCGUGUCGCAUGUCCUCAAGAAUGGCAAUCCCAAUGUAACGGUCCGAUCCAAGGUGUUAAAUCCACCCCCACUCAGUGAGACGAGCAACCUAGUACAAGGCGUUGAGAACAUCACCAUCAACUCUUACGCGGAUAUUCUGAAUGACUUAAAAAUCUACAUGAAAAAUUUAUUACACGAUGAAAUGGACAGAGUACAAAAAGCUAUCGGUAGUCUUACAAAUACCAUUAAAGACCAAAACAGCCGGAUUGAGCAACUGGAAGCUAGAGUUUCGAUAUUGUAG